UGUAUCUAAUCAAUGCACCGUUCAAAUAAUCGAGGUAAAUCAGAGAAAACGAAGAACACGAGAGGAUAAGUGAGCAAAAUAUGAAACAAAUAAACGUAAGGUAAAAGGAAAGGAUUAAAUGAGAAGAGAAAACCAAGAGAUAACUGAGAAUAUAAAUACACAUUCAGGUACCGGAGAGAUAACUACAGAAGGAAGAAACCAAACUUAAAAGGAAAGAAGAGAUGACAUGCAAUCAUUUUAGGAUUCCAUUAGGAGCUCCAAUUUCAUCUACAAAAGUUAUACGCUGCCAGGAGGGUCAGUUGCAUCGUAUGCACUAUUUUUCGCUGCAAUAUCUGUCAAAGAGAAGCCUUCUUAUAUCCCGCUCAAGCUCAACGAUUGGCUCUAUGCAAUUUGAGCACAGAAGAGAAAGAGAGAUUGGGAAAACAAGCAGUCAAAGACCUACAAAUUAGGUUAGCUACCGGCGUUCCGGUAACCUCCGCUUAUUUCCUAUCAGAAUACCCGUCUGACAUGGAUUAUGCUUAUGUGAAUGAGAAAUCUGCUAUCUACCAACAAGAAAGAGAUGGAGGAAUAAUUGAAGUGGACGAUUCCGAAGAAGAGGAAUAGAGAAUCAAGAGAAAUUCCCGAAGAAGAAAACGCUGAAUCUCCACAGAAGAUAGAAAUCCGUUUAAGUUUUUAUUUUACUUUGUUUUUAGUUAUUUACGACAAGUUGAAGUCAUCCUAGAAAUUGUAAUAGUAGUGUUUCCGCGUUGUUUGCUAAGUUUCUUAAUUACUCUUGUGUUGAACGUAUCGUUAUCAAUGGCUUUCUAAAGAACUCUAUCUAGAAUCCACUCAUGGCGAAUCAAGCUUUAUUAAGUUCUAAUACCCUUAUCUGAGAAGAAUGCUAGCGCAGAGAGAUUCUCAAAACAAUAAUAAAGGAAAUUAAGCAAAGACUACAUAGCUAAAAUAAAGAGUUGAAGCAAAAGAGAGCCGACUAGAUCCUAAGAAUGCAGCAACGCGCCAGCGCUAAACGCAUAUGAUGAAUGAGAUGAAUGAAUGAUGCAAAUAAUGAUGCCACAUAUGAAAGAUCUACAAUCACCAUUGGAGAAGCUCAUAGUUGUAAAACUUUUGUUCAUUUGUUGGGUGCUGCCCUUCACCGUCCAACCACCACACAAAGACGGUGCGAGACAAGUCUAUCUGAACCCACUACUCGAGUCAUUUUAGAGUACCAAAAUAGAGCUCUCCAUUUCAACCCAGGAAUCCACCCAUCAAUGAAGUCGUCGUUAGCAUGUCCAUGUCUUCACUUUCUCUCUCCAUUACAGUUUUCCACCCCAAAUAAUUUAACUCUGGUUUCUCCUCAAACCUACCCGACUGUCUCAUCACUAUUAUCAGCAAGUAAAUCUUCUCCCCUGUAUUCACCUCUAAACCCUAAUAUUAAACACCCUAGUAAAUCGAAUCGAUUUGUAAAAGCCAAAGCUCAAUUGACAUUCCCUCUUAUUUCAUCUCAAGAUCAUUGGGGUACAUUAGCAUUUCUCUUUGCAACCGGUGCUUUUGGUAUCUGGUCGGAGAAGACCAAAUGGGGAAGCACGUUGAGUGGCGCAGUUGUGAGUACUCUGGUUGGGCUGACAGCAAGUAAUGUUGGAAUCAUUUCUUUUGAAGCUCCGACUUAUUCGGUGGUUAUGGAAUAUUUGCUUCCACUCGCUGUUCCGUUGCUGUUGUUCAAAGCAGAUUUGCGUCAAGUUGUGCAUUCAACAGGAGCGCUUCUAUUUGCCUUCUUGCUUGGAUCAGUUGCGACUAUGGUUGGAACAAUUGUGGCUUAUGUGAUGGUGCCUAUGCGAUCACUUGGUCAAGAUAGUUGGAAGAUAGCAGCUGCUCUCAUGAGUAGUUAUAUUGGCGGAACGGUCAAUUUUGUUGCUGUUUCAGAGGCUCUUGGUCUGUCUUCAUCAGUAUUUGCUGCUGGAAUAGCUGUGGACAAUGUUAUUUGUGCGAUAUAUUUCGCAAUUCUUUUUGCAUUAGCAUCCAAAAUUCCUCCCGAGGCUUCUACAUCAUCCAAUGGUGAUCUGGUAGAUACAGACUCUAGACUGGAAAGCAAGCCAACAGUUCUACACUUUGCUACUUCUCUUGCAAUAUCCUUUGGUAUUUGCAAAGUUGCCUCCUGUCUGACGAAAGUUCUCGGUAUACAAGGAGGUAGUCUUCCAGUUAUUACAGCAAUCACAGUUGCUCUUGCGACUCUAUUUCCGAUGCAGCUUGGUUAUCUUGCACCUUGUGGUGAGGUUAUGGCUCUCAUUCUGAUACAGGUAUUUUUCGCUGUGGUUGGUGCAAAUGGAAGCUUAUGGAAUGUCAUAAAGACGGCCCCCAGUGUAUGCGCAUUUGCUUUAAUCCAGGUAGGAGUUCAUCUGGGGUUGAUCAUUGGACUAGGAAAGUUGUUGCAUCUUGAUCGGAAGUUGUUAUUGCUGGCAUCAAAUGCCAAUGUUGGAGGCCCGACGACAGCUUGUGCGAUGGCCACGGCCAAAGGAUGGGGUUCUUUGAUUGUUCCCAGUAUACUUGUAGGCAUAUUUGGGGUAGCUAUUGCAACUUUUCUUGGCAUUGGGUUUGGCUUGAUGGUUCUCAAACACUUGUAGUCCUUUUUCAAAAUUUAGUUCUGGGGUUACGCCAGGAGUGUGUGUGUGUUUGUUAUCAUCUUUGUUUGAUAUUUUUUUUUAUAAUUAUUCUUUUGAUCAAUCAGCAGCGGGAUAUUUGUUAUUAACUUGAAAAAGAAAGAUUCAUCAAGCCCCCCA
Messenger RNA from Papaver somniferum (opium poppy), 2753 nucleotides. RefSeq lists its product as uncharacterized. Lineage: Eukaryota; Viridiplantae; Streptophyta; Magnoliopsida; Ranunculales; Papaveraceae. The record is from RefSeq and is a predicted model, not a curated record. Bases 1029 to 2597 code for a protein of 522 amino acids. The transcript is spliced from 6 exons.